This is a messenger RNA of Protopterus annectens (West African lungfish), 1986 nucleotides long. RefSeq names its product interferon related developmental regulator 1 (gene IFRD1). Gene Ontology annotation, cellular component: nucleus. The transcript is spliced from 13 exons. The record is from RefSeq and is a predicted model, not a curated record. Lineage: Eukaryota; Metazoa; Chordata; Ceratodontiformes; Protopteridae. The coding region runs from base 207 to 1634 and encodes 475 amino acids.
ACCACUUCCUUCAGCCCUGGUUUAAGAGGGGAAAAAUGUAUCGAUUCUGUAUCCAGGCAUUCCGAGGAAUUUUCUCUUAUUCUUACCAUCAGCAUUUCUUAACUUUACCGUUGGGAGACUUGCAUCUCGUUCCUGAAAGACGUUAUAGUAAAAAGUGUUCUUCGAUUGGCUGAUUUUUAGCAUAUUGCAAUUUUCACAUUCCGAAAAUGCCGAAAUCCAAGAAGAGGAGUAACCGUGGAGCCAGUACAGAUUCACAGAUCAAGUGCAGCUCUCACCGGCAGCAUUCUGAUAAAGAAAAAGAGGCAUGUGAAGACAUAACUGAGGGAACAAGUCGCUUGGAGUCCUCUACGACUGCCAAAUGCAGGCCAUACAGGCAAGGUGGACAGCACAAAAGUGUGCAGCCUUUCAGCGACGAAGAUGUAUCGAUUGAAACACUAAGCCAGUGCAGUAACAUCAGUGACACUGCUAGCUUUGAUGAAGGAGCAGAAGUUGAUGAAGAAGCUAACCUUGAAGAGUUUGAGUAUAAGCUGAAAGGGUUAAUUGACAGCAUGCUGGAUAAGAGUGCUAAAACACGGCAGACAGCACUUGAAGGACUCAGAGGUGCCUUAACAUCCAAACUACUCUAUGAUUUCAUCACAGAAAGAAGAAUGACCUUAACCGACAGUCUUGAACGUUGCCUUAAAAAAGGUAACAGUGCUGAGCAGUGUGCAGCUGCCUCACUCGCAAGUCUCCUGUGCAUUCAGGUCGGAGCUGGAAUUGAAAGUGAGGAGGUUUUUAAGAAUCUCAAACCCAUUCUCAAGAAAAUCAUUUGUGACGGGACCGCAAACCUGCAGGCCAGAACUGCAUGUGUAACCACCUUAGGAGUGUGCUGCUUUGUUGCUGCAGAUGAAAUUUCUGAUUUAUAUUCAACAAUGGAGUUUUUAGAAAAUCUCUUCACUACAUCCUACCCGAAAGAGGAGACAAAAAAUGGCUUCCACAACACACACAGUACUUCACUUCAUAUGACUGCUCUGUUGACCUGGACGUUAUUAUUGACAGUUUGUCCUGCAUCAGAAGUGAAGAAAAUACUAGAAAAGCAUCUACCAAAGCUUCCAAGUCUAUUGUCUUGUGAGGAUGUAAACAUGAGGAUCACCGCUGGUGAAACCUUGGCUCUGCUGUUUGAGCUGGCUAGAGAAUUAGAAGCUGACUUUGAAUAUGACGAUAUGGAUCUCCUCACCAAAAAACUGAAAGCUCUAGCAACUGAUGGAAACAAGCACCGAGCCAAGACGGAAAAGAAGAAGCAACGCUCUGUCUUCCGAGAUGUCUUAAAGGCUGUAGAGGAACGAGACUUUCCAUCAGAGACUGUCAGGUUUGGGCCCGAGCGGAUGUAUAUAGACAGCUGGGUUAAGAAGCUAACUUAUGAUACCUUUAAAGAGAUUUUGGGAUCAGGAGUUCAGUACCACCUUCAGACCAAUGAAUUUGUCCGUGAUGUCUUUGAACUUGGUCCACCAGUAAUGUUUGAUGCAGCUACCCUUAAAUCCAUGAAAAUUUCUCGCUUUGAACGACAUUUGUAUAAUUCUGCAGCAUUCAAGGCAAGAACAAAAGCAAGAAGUAAGCUACGAGACAAGCGGGCUGAUGUUGGAGAAAUGUUUUAAAAGCAUGCACAGAAAGGUCCAGCAUUUCCAAAAUUGUCGUCACAUUAAAUUUUAAGCAUUUUCUGUUUUAAAAUGAUAAAAAGAUGCCCUUGGACUGGAGUGGGAUGGAUAAACUUGUAUUUAUUUUGAGAGAAUAUUCUAUAUUACAAGGCAUUUUGCUUUUUAUUGUAAAUAGAUUUAAUGUAAAAUAUAAAAUAACUUUAUUGAACUAUAUAUGUAAACCACAUAGUGUGACAUUAGAAAAAAAUGUCAAAUUGUGUUAGAUCAUGGUGCUUACUUUUGUUGGGAAAAUUCUACUAUUUAAAGUGUAAAAGUAGCAGCAGCAAAACAUUAAACUAUCUAUGUCACAAAA